This is a messenger RNA of Jatropha curcas, 1668 nucleotides long. RefSeq names its product cytochrome P450, family 724, subfamily A, polypeptide 1 (gene CYP724A1). Lineage: Eukaryota; Viridiplantae; Streptophyta; Magnoliopsida; Malpighiales; Euphorbiaceae. Gene Ontology annotation, biological process: brassinosteroid biosynthetic process; multicellular organism development; brassinosteroid homeostasis. Gene Ontology annotation, molecular function: iron ion binding; oxidoreductase activity, acting on paired donors, with incorporation or reduction of molecular oxygen; monooxygenase activity. The record is from RefSeq and is a predicted model, not a curated record.
GAGACAAACAAAUGAUCAGUGGAGACCAAAAACUUGUCCAAUCCUUAUAGAAAGCUAAGAUAGCUAUAGCAACCAACCAUGUUAGAGUUUUUCCUCUUCAUAUUAUUCUCUCUCAUUUUAGCAAUAGCUUUGGCCUCUUUUCUAAUUGCAAAUUCUUUCACAAGAAAAGACCCUAAAAAUUUACCAAAUGGAAGCAUGGGAUGGCCCCUUUGUGGGGAGACUCUUGCCUAUCUCAAGCCCCAUAGAUCAAACUCCAUGGGCAGCUUCUUGCAAGACCAUUGCUCUAGGUAUGGGAAGGUUUUCAAAUCACAUUUAUUUGGUUCUCCUACUAUAGUUUCUUGUGACCAUGAACUCAACAUGUUUAUCCUUCAUAAUGAAGAGAAGUUAUUCCAAGCCAGUUACCCUACCGCCAUGCAUGGCAUUCUUGGAAAGUUCUCAUUACUUCUCGUCACCGGCGACCUCCACAAGAAGCUGAGGAGUGUCGUUGUUAGCUUCAUCAGUUUGUCUAAGUCAGCUCCUGGCUUUCUUCAUUGCAUAGAAGAUCUUACAAUCUCAAUGAUGGAGUCGUGGAAAGAAAGUAAAGAAAUAUCCUUUCAUAAAGAAGUUCGACAGUUUACACUAAACCUCAUGGUGAAAAAUCUUUUGAGCAUUGAACCAGAAGAGCCAUUAGCGUUGGAGAUAUUAGACAAUUUUCGAACUUACAUGAAAGGUUUCAUUUCUUUGCCAUUAGACUUUCCUGGAUCUCCUUAUACCAAAGCAGUGAAGGCAAGAGCAAGACUCUCAUCCACUGUGAAAGAGAUUAUAAAAGAAAGGGAAAAGGAAAACGUAAUGAAGUCAGAAAAAGGAGAUUUCUUGGAUGUAAUUUUAUCUAACAGAAAACUAAAGGAUGAAGAGAUUGUAAGCAUUGUAUUGGACAUAUUGCUUGGAGGCUAUGAGACAACCUCAACACUUAUUUCUUUAAUUGUUUACUUUCUUGGACAUGCACCAGCAGCUUUUCAACGCUUGAAGAAAGAACAUGAGACAAUAAGAAAAACAAAAGAGGAUGGUCAAUUUUUGGAUUGGGAAGAUUACCAGAAAAUGGAGUUCACCCAAAAUGUUAUAUCGGAAGCUAUGAGAUGUGGGAAUGUUGUCAAGUUUGUUCAUCGCAAAGCUCUUCAAGACGUCAAAUACAAAGAAUAUGUAAUUCCUUCAGGAUGGAAAGUUUUACCUGUGCUUACAGGAACACAUUUAGAUUCAUCACUCCAUCAAAACCCUUUCGAAUUUGAUCCAUGGAGAUGGACUGAUAAAGCGACGAGCAAAAAAGUGAUGCCGUUUGGUGGUGGAACCCGGCUAUGUCCAGGGGCUGAGCUAGCUAAAGUGGAGAUAGCAUUUUUUCUUCAUCAUCUUGUCCUGAGUUAUAGGUGGAAGAUAAAAGCAGACGACUUUCCGGUGGCUUACCCUUAUGUUGAAUUCCGGCGAGGCUUGCUGCUGGAGAUUGAACCGAUAGAACGAUAAUGGCAAUGGAUUAGUGCCUAGCAACCUAGGAGUAAUGUUUGAAAAUUAGUUGAAAGGUAUUAUGGUUGCAGUUGAUCAACGCUUAUUUUUAAUGUAUAAUGAGAAUUCAGUUAUAAGAAAAAGAGGAAGAAGAAGAAGAAGAAGCAAAGGAUCCUCUUAUAAUGUUCAAGUUAA